Molecule: messenger RNA, 561 nt
Organism: Lynx canadensis (Canada lynx)
Lineage: Eukaryota; Metazoa; Chordata; Mammalia; Carnivora; Felidae
Product: PRELI domain containing protein 3B-like
Biological process (GO): phospholipid transport
Cellular component (GO): mitochondrial intermembrane space
Molecular function (GO): phosphatidic acid transfer activity
Source: RefSeq, a predicted model, not a curated record
AUGAAGAUACGGACUUCAGAGCGCAUUUCUAAUCACCCAUGGGAAACUGUUUCCACAGUCACAGUGCAGAAAUACCUGAAACCUAUGACCUCAAGCUUGGUUGGAGUUGAUGUAAUGGACAGACAUACAGAUCCCUUUGGAAAGUUUCACAGCCAAAGACUUCUCGGAACAGAGCGAGGAUUGCCUUCCACUGUGAAAUCUCUUAUUGGCGCAGCAAGAACUAAAACAUAUGUGCAAAAACAUUCUGUAGUUGUUCCCAUAGACAAAACAAUGGAACUUAGGUCUGCUAGUAUUUCAUUUACAAAUAUGGUUUCAGUGGAUGACAGACUUCUAUACAAACCACAUUCUCAGGACCCAGAAAAAACUCUUUUGACUCAAGAAGCCAUAAUCAUUGUGAAAGGAGUCUGUCUCAGCAGUUACCUUGAAGGACUGACAGUAAGUACAACAUCUGCAAAUGCUAAGAGUGGCCGAGAAGCAAUGGAAUGGCUUAUACAUACAUUAAAUGUGGAGACGGAACAACUGGUAGCUUCGGGGAGAGGGACAUCGGGGCACCGACAGUGA